AUGAGUGUAAGGCACAUUUUUUGUGUAGAUUUAUUUGACAGCUUGAAGUGUAACAAAAGAAUGUUUGAAGAAAAACAUGGUGAGGAUGUGAAAGGUCUCAUUGCCCUUUACGAAGCAUCGCAACUAAGUAUUGAAGGAGAAGAUCAUCUUAACGAUGUAGGAUACCUCUGUUGGGAACUUUUACAUGCAUGGUUGUCAAGAAAUCAAGAACAUAAUGAAGCUUUAUAUGUUGCAAACGCUCUUCAGAAUCCACUUCAUUAUGGCUUGUCAAGAUUUAUGGAUAGAAACAUAUUCAUCCAUAAUUUGAAGGCUGAAAAGGAUUUGAUAUGUUUAAAGGAACUUGCUAAUAUCAACUCCAGCAUAGUUAGGUUCAUGAACCAGAAUGAGACCACUGAAGUUUCCAAAUGGUGGAAAGAACUUGGACUAGCCAAGGAGGUGAAGUUUUCAGAGUAUCAACCUCUGAAAUGGUACACAUGGCCCAUGGCAUGCUUUACAGAUCCAAACUUUUCAGAACAAAGGAUUGAGCUCACAAAACCCAUCUCUUUGAUUUAUGUUAUUGACGACAUUUUCGAUGUUCACGGGACAUUGGAUCAACUUACAAUAUUCACAGAUGCUAUUAACAGGUGGGAAAUCACUGGCACUGAGCAACUUCCAAACUUCAUGAAAAUAUCUUUGAAUGCACUUUACGACAUUACCAAUAAUUUUGCUGAAAAGGUCUACAAGAAGCAUGGAUUCAACCCUAUAGACACUCUUAAAAAAUGGUGGAUACGCUUAUUGAACGCUUUCAUGGAAGAGGCUCGUUGGUUGAAUUCUAGUCAUUUGCCAAGGGCAGAGGAUUACUUGAACAAUGGAAUUGUGAGCACCGGAGUCCAUGUUGUGCUUGUACAUGCAUUCUUCUUGUUGGAUCAUGUUAAUGGUAUAACAAAGGAGACAGUUGAUAUCUUGGAUGAAAAUUUUCCAAAUGUCAUAUAUUCGGUGGCAAAAAUUCUUCGUCUCUCUGAUGAUUUAGAAGGAGCUAAGAGUGGAGAUCAAAAUGGUCUUGAUGGGUCAUAUCUUGAUUGCUUCAUGAGUGAACACCAAGAUAUUUCCGGGGAAGACGUGCAAAGACAUGUUGCUCGCAUGAUUUCAAAUGAAUGGAAAUGUCUCAAUCAAGAAAUUCUGGUUGCAAAUAAGUUUUCAUCAUCAUUUUCCAAUUUUUGUAUCAAUGCUGCAAGAAUGGUUCCCCUCAUGUACCACUAUAAGAGCAACCCUAGCCUAUCUAAUCUCUAGGAACAUGUCAAGUUAUUGAUUAAUGUUGGUGUUGGAUGCAAUUAGUACAGUUUCAAAUAUUGUAAUCUGUUGUUUAUGUACAACAUAUAUUGAUUUGUAAUUUCAGUUGGGCAUUAU
Medicago truncatula (barrel medic) is the source of this 1386-nucleotide messenger RNA. Its product is annotated as (3S,6E)-nerolidol synthase 1. The transcript has 5 exons. Lineage: Eukaryota; Viridiplantae; Streptophyta; Magnoliopsida; Fabales; Fabaceae. Gene Ontology annotation, biological process: terpenoid biosynthetic process. Gene Ontology annotation, molecular function: magnesium ion binding; terpene synthase activity. The record is from RefSeq and is a predicted model, not a curated record.